CCUGAACUUUCACUUUCUUCCUUCGACAUGUUUGCCAGAUAUUUCAAAAGUUGCACUAUUUUGAAUAGAAAAGGAUUAGAACUGUUUCCAUCUCUGUAGUCUCGAAGAUUCGAAUUUUCAUGCAAUUUUUGUUCCGAUCAAGAACGCCUCCAAGUUAUGAAUAUUUAAAAGCUCAGUAAUGGUGACCUGAAGCAAGGAGGAUAAUACUACCUGGUGGCUCUUGUGGUUCAUAAAAGUUGUAAUAAGGACUGGUUAUCAUCGAGACCUGCAUAUAAUCUCUCCUCCAUAACUCGCUUACAGUGAAAAAUUAGUCCCAUAUACCAAACCCAUGCAUAGACCCAUAAACACCCUAGGCAGGGUCAAAAUGCGCCUACGGCGUCCACUUCCUUGGAAUGCUUCAUUUCGGGGGCUUGCCACUGCUUUUUCCCCAUCAAAUACGACCCACCAGGCCACAAAUGAGGCCCCACCAUUCCAGCUCAAUAUUCGUUCUAAGCCAUUUUCAAAGCAGAUCCCAAAGGAUCUUGACUACUUGAGUCUUCCCCUCGACACAUACCCAAACCCAUUAUUUGGAAUGACCAAGCAAGAGAUAUUGGACCUUUCCCAUGAAGUGUACAAUCAUUUAAUUCAGAUCCCUUCCAAGCACACACAAGAACAGCAUAACUUCGGCUUAAAUCUCAUAAACAUAAUAAAAGAAAGUAUUCUAGACAAGCCUGAUUUGGUGUCUAGAUUGUUGCUUAGACAUGAAUCCAACUACCAUAUGAGUUUGAAUGGAGAGUUGUACUCCUUAAUUGUGAGGUCGUUGGACCAAGCUUUUGAGCAUAAUCUAGUGCAAAGCUCCAUCUUUGAAUACAUAAAAGAUCCACUCUCAAGCAAGUUUAGAAAUGGAUUUUUCUUUAGUGUUUCCAAAGUACUCCACAUGCAAGAGAAGCAAAACUCUGAAAAAUGUGACAUGAUUUUAAACUAUUUUAACAAAUUAGCCAUGUCAAAAGUGAUUAAUAAUGAAGCUCUUCUAUUGAGGACGGAACUCUACUAUAAGCUAAUGCAUCUCACUCCUACGGCAAAAUUUUCAGAGCUUUACCUGUAUUUCUUCCAGCUUAAUAUUCAAACCGAGAAUCAAAAACGGCUCCUAAGUCUUAAAAAGACGUUAAUGAGGGGCGGGGAGACUGAUAGAUUUGUUGCUAGGACAGGUUGGAUAAAACCAAAAUGGCAUGAAACAUUAACAACAGAAUUUUCCGAAUCCUACCAGCGCAAAAUGAUCAAUUUCUUCUCCAUUAAUGACUUGCGAGAAUUCAGCGAAUAUUUCAUAAGAGAUCAGGAUCUAGUAAACUCAAACUUGUACUUAGGCCUUCUAGUUGCCAAAUUUGAGAAGAAAUGUGUGGAUUUGCAACAAGUAAAUUCCAAGGCAAGAGUUGGUGACUCCCUGUUCGAUGAGGAUUUGCAAACAAUAUUAAAUACUAUUUUAAGUCAUGUUAUGACGUUUAAGGGACCUAAAACCUGCAUUCGUGUCUUGAAAUAUAUGGUCAAAGGAAAUCUUGAAGUCAAAUUUGACACCUUGUUGGUAAUUAUGAAAAAAUUGAGAAUGCAUAGGCACUACCAAGAAGCACUCUUAUUGAUGAAUAACAUUGACUUGAACCAGUUGUCCCGCUGGCAAAGUAAGGAAUUGGUGGAAGAAAUAUUAAAAUUGAUCAAGACUCGCUACCCAAAAUCACCCAAGAUUUUGAUUGGGUAUACUUCUUCAGUAUUUGGGGGUUCUGGUGAUGAAGGAAAUAAAGGUUUGGAUCUAUUGAAUAAUUUAGAAUUAUUGGGAAUAACACACGGAAAUGGCAAAAUGGGAAAAGUGACAUCAUUGGACAAUAUUCAAAAGGCUGCCAUUGAUAAGAGAUUGACAGGCUUUGAGUUUACAGGCCAUGCAUUGGCAAAUGUGUACGAAACAAUAUUGGAAUCUUCGGAUCCCAACGAAAUCUCCUCAGAAUUAGUUCACCAGUUGUACUUGAACUACAUCAAAAUGUANGAGGAUCAAAAGAACUCUAGCACGACAGCACACAGAGUCUUUAAUCAUAUGGAUGACCGAGUCACAAACGUAUUAAUCAAUUUUCUACUCAGAAGAAAACGGGGGUCUAAAAGUUUUGUGAUCAACAAUUCAAAAGAUAGAUUUGAAACUGCCAAGUCGAUUUUCAAUGAUUUCAACUCAAAAGUUGAGCUAACAAGACUCAAUAGAACCACUUCUUUGUCUGACAUAUUGAUAUAUACCAGUCUUCAUAUUCACAAAGACUAUAACUUUGCUGCGGAAGUGGUUAGGUUCUCCAGGGAGCAUCAUAUACCAUUUACCUUCAAUCAGAUUUACCCCUUUAUUAAAUUUCAUUACGACAGAAAAGAGUACAGAUCUGCGGAAUUGUGGUAUAAUGAAUUAGUAAAGCAUUCAGUCAAGGCCACUGCUCAGCCUGCUAAAGAAUUAUUCCGAAUUGCUCGUGAGCAAGGCUGGAAAGUGAGUGGUUUUACAUACAGGAAACAUAGGAUCUACAACAACUAUAAAAGCAUAGAAGAGAAAGAAAAGUUGAAGACCGAUCCAUUGGUGUUCAUUGGAGAUGAGGAUAUUGAGGAUGUUGUUACAGAGGAGUUAAUUACGGGCAAAUCGGUGGAUGACGAAAUUGCAGACACAAAUUUUGCUGAUGAGUUGGCAUCAAUAUUGUAUAAAGUUAAGAAUGAGGCUUAAGCAAGUUCAUACCAACAUCAGACUGCCGUCCCAUCAGAUUGUGGGUUAAAUAGAUUAUAGAUUAACG
Messenger RNA from Suhomyces tanzawaensis NRRL Y-17324, 2780 nucleotides. RefSeq lists its product as uncharacterized. Lineage: Eukaryota; Fungi; Ascomycota; Pichiomycetes; Serinales; Debaryomycetaceae. The transcript has a single exon. The record is from RefSeq and is a predicted model, not a curated record. The coding region runs from base 365 to 2713 and encodes 782 amino acids.